Messenger RNA from Neoarius graeffei (lesser salmon catfish), 1803 nucleotides. Its product is annotated as mucin-3B. Lineage: Eukaryota; Metazoa; Chordata; Actinopteri; Siluriformes; Ariidae. Bases 80 to 991 code for a protein of 303 amino acids. The record is from RefSeq and is a predicted model, not a curated record. The transcript has 9 exons.
AGGAAGAGAACAGGAGAUCCCAGACACUUGACUUCAACCACAGCUGCCAUCUCCAGGUCAAAACAGAUCACACCAAAAAAUGAAGGGCUCAAUACCCUGUACUAAAGCAAGUUUCCUUCUUUUUGUUUUAUUGCAAACAAGUUUGAUUUUGUAUGCAAGUGCACAAAAUGCCACAAAUUCCACAGUCAGCCCAACGACUGCUGUUAAUGUGACCUCACUGACUAUUCAGACUUCAAAUACUACAGUGGCUUCCUCAGUCAUUAACGGCACAAACUCAACAACGGUAUUCUGUCCAGUCUCCUCUUGUAAUUACUCAGCAUGCUACAGUACAUUCACAAGCACAAAUGUCACCACGUGCUCAACUCCUGAAAGUUUUUGUGAGCUGAGAAGAGAUGGAGAUCGGAUGUAUUCAGUGAGGUGCACAAGCACCUGCCUCAGUGCCUGUACGAACACCUCUCAGAACAACUGCUCCAUUAAUUGUUGCUCCAACAGUUGUGUCAACUCCACUCUCAACAGCCUACUCAACAAUUCCAACAUAAUGACUACAACAACAGCAGCAACUACUACACCCUCCACCACUACUGCCUCCACUGCAAAGGACACUACUGUUGCAUCCACCAUCAUGGCAACCAAUGGCAAGAAGUGCCAGAAGUUUAGCUGUACUGGAAAGGACUGUUAUAAAGGCAAUACCGAUGUUGUGUUGUGUGCUCCUGGUCAGAACUUCUGUAUGCUGAAGAUGACACAGGAUGUAACGGUGACAACCUGGACAGCAUCCUGUAUCGAGGACUGCAGAAAAGAGACAGUGUGCACCCCCACCUCCAACAACUGCAUCCAAGAGUGUUGUAAUGCUACCACCACAAGCUCCUGCCUCAAGCUGAACGGUGAAGUGAAUGUUGUCGGCUCUGGUACUAUGGCUCCAUUCUCUCACCUGCCACUUUUGGUAUCUUCAUUCUUCCUCUGGUUGCUAAUGAUGGGCAAAUCUGCAAAUUAGAUUAUAAGUGUCCAAUGAGCUUGAGCACUAGCUGUUGAUCACUGAUGGGACAUACUGUGUGUGUGUGUGUGUGUGUGUGUGUGUGUGUGUGUGUGUGUGUGUGUGUGUGUGUGUGUGUGUGUGUGUGAGAGAGAGAGAGAGAGAGAGAGACAAGAAUUUUGUGCUAUUUAUUUAACUGCAUGUCAACUGAAGCAUAGACGCAACAUGUUCUAUAAAGAGAGGAAAUAUAGCAUAUCAUUCAGAAAUGUCUAUAAUUUAAUGAUGCAUAAUCCUUAUCUUAAGCUACAAGCAGCAUUGUGAGAGCAAUUGCAUUAGUGCUGGUUAAUUCUUUACAUAGAAAUAUAGAUUAAUUGUCUAUCUUAAUUUAGCAUGUUUUCUUUACCAUUUGCAUAUGACAACAUGGCUUGUUUUGCAGCAGUACAAUUACUUAGGGCCUUUUUGAUUGGAAUCCAUUAUUUUUAGAUGUUUGGGUAAUGUGGAUCACAUUACCUGUCAAGCUGUCAUUCUUUCUCCUGCCAAAGCAGCUACUCCAAACCUAACAAUCAAAACAAAAUGUUUUAAGGCACACCCAUUAAUGCUGUUUGACAGAACACUGAUAUCACCAACAUACAGAACUGACAGGCAAACAGAAAUGUAAAUAUAUAUAUGCACACUUUAUACUUUAAUGCUAGCUAAAUGUAGUCUGAACAAUAUUUGCAUAUGUGAAAUUGCUGUGUGGCAGAAGACUUUUAGCUAAAACCAAAAUCCAAAAAGGGUUAUUUUUGAACAGACAGCUAUUGCCCUAUAAGAUUGGAUAAACAUGUCGAUAUUUU